Messenger RNA from Prorocentrum cordatum, 534 nucleotides. The record is from the annotation of a GenBank genome assembly. Lineage: Eukaryota; Dinophyceae; Prorocentrales; Prorocentraceae.
GAUGCCGGCCUGCGGCGCGUUGCGGCCGCCUAGCGGUGCCAGGAGGAGGCCACCCUGUGGAGAGGUGAGAUGCAGAGGCAGCACCGCCAGCAUCUCUUCGACCAGGAGUUGGAGGGCGGGACCCUUCAAGGCGGUGCUGGAGAUGCUCGACCAGGGCCACGACGUCGACGGGGCCGACGCGGACGGGAACACCGCGCUGCACUGGGCCACGUGGUUCCGACUGGAGGCUCUUGCCGAGCGGCUGGUCGAGCGCGGCGCGCGGGUGGACGCGGCGAAUUCGCAGGGCGAGGCGGCGGUGCACUGGGCGGCAAAGUCCUCCAACGUCCACUCGCUCGACACCAUGACCCGGGGCGACCGCGGCCUCCUCUCGCUCCGCGACUGCGACGGCUUCACGCCCUUCCUCAUCUCGGCGCAGAACGACAACGCGCCCGUCAUGGAGUGGCUGUACCUGAAGGGGAUCAGCGUGGAGGAGCAGGACAACUGGGGGCGGACGGCUCUGCAGUGGGCCUGCUACAAGGCCCGCGCCCCCGCCGC